AUGACCCAUUCAAACUUGCAAAGCGAAGCGAAAUGGGUCCUCUCAAAUUCCACCAUCCACGAUAAUUUCCAUAUUGCCUAUACUCUUCUCCUUCUCUUCCACACUCCGUCCAAGCCUAACGUAACCCAGAUCCUCAAGUCGAGGUCAAGACUCAAGAGCGGGAAAAAGAAACGACUUGAAUCGUACUACGGGUCCCAGAGUACCAGCCACGUAGGGGCUCCCAAUAAAUUCAGAAUCGAAAGCAGGAACGGGAAUUGCACAAGGACGCCGCGGCCAAUCAAAAUCGCAGAGAAUCAAGCAAGACUCAACGAUGAUGAAAGGGGUACAUUUUUUCAAACCCAAACUCAAAAGCGACUCGUGCAUGCAAAAACAGCGCAAGGGCUCAAGCCGAAGCGAUGA
This is a messenger RNA of Coprinopsis cinerea okayama7#130, 399 nucleotides long. RefSeq lists its product as hypothetical. NCBI's taxonomy places the organism in Eukaryota, Fungi, Basidiomycota, Agaricomycetes, Agaricales, Psathyrellaceae. The coding region runs from base 1 to 399 and encodes 132 amino acids. The record is from RefSeq and is a predicted model, not a curated record. The transcript is spliced from 4 exons.